ACAGGUGGUGGCGACAGUGCGUUGUAUCUUUGUUUACCAACCAGCGCCAAUAUUAGGAAAGAGAAGAAGAAAACCAACGAAGAAGAAACGAAAACCACCAUGCCGAAGAGGAAAGUAACAUUUGAGGACGGAGACGGGGAGAUAGAGCUGGAUGAAGAACUCCCAAACAAAAAGAUUUGUGAGGCUGUGAGUGGACCAGGCGCGAGGUUUAAGGGCAAACAUUCCCUUGAUAGUGAUGAAGAAGAUGAAGGGGAAGACACAAAAAGCAGCAACAAAUAUGAUAUUCUGGCCAGUGAUGACGUGGAGGGCCAAGAGGGAGCAACGAUCGACUUUGACGAGGGAGUUUCUAUUACACCUUUCAACCUGGAUGAGGAGAUGCAGGAAGGAUACUUUGACUCUGAGGGGAACUACUUCAUCAAAAAGGAAGAACAGAUUAGAGACAACUGGCUUGACAACAUUGACUGGGUGAGAAUAAAAGAACAACCGUUCAAACAAAAGAAGAAAGGUCUUGGAGCCAAACGGAAACGCAGAGUCGGGGAUGAGGAUGAAGCUGAGGAAGAGAAACAGAGAGAAGAGAAGCGGGCAGACCAAGCAAACAAUGAAGAAGAAGAAGAAGAGGAGGUGGAGAUGGAGCCUGCAGAGGACCCGCUGGCCUCCUUCACGCAGCACCAGCUCACUGAAGCUGUGGUCGAACUGAUGCUACCUGGGGAGACGGUUGCCAAAGCGCUCCGUCGGCUAGGAGGCCUUGGAGGACGGAAGAAGGGGAAGCUGAGGGAAGAGAGUGAACCCACAGAGGAGACCAAAAGGGAUACAGAAAAGCUUGACAGGCUCACAGCACUAGCUGACAGAUUGGUUGGAUCUGGGAUGUUUGAGAUCUAUCAGCAAACGUAUGAAAAACUGGCCUAUUUGAUGAAAAGCAUGAACAGCAAGCGACCAGCUGUGGGGAAAAACCCCAGUGGUGAUGAUGAAGAUGAAGAAGAAGAAGAACUUGACAUGUUUGCAGAUAAAUUUGACGAGAAGCAAACGGGAAAACCAGAGGACGAAGAAGACAAAAAAGUGAGUGAGGAAGUGAUGUGGGAGUACAAAUGGGAAAAUAAGGACGAUUCAGAGAUUUUCGGCCCCUUCACCAGUCAGCAGAUGCAGGGUUGGGUGGAUGAAGGCUAUUUCAGCACUGGUGUUUACUGCAAGAGGAUCGACCAGGAGAGUACUCAGUUCUACAACUCUAGGAGACUAGACUUUGAGCUGUAUACAUGAUUUCUGUCCAGCAGUAAAUAAUCACAACGAUCACGAUCACUCUCACGCGGUCCUGUUUUUGAAACGUUGAUGUUUCUUCGAUCUUUUCAUCUGGAGCUUUGGCGUCAAAUCCAUAAUUUUAACAGGGGCUUUGUUUUCUGUACAUUGUUUUUAAAUAAAUAACUGAUGUAUGUGGUGUUGCUAUCAA
Cottoperca gobio is the source of this 1441-nucleotide messenger RNA. RefSeq names its product CD2 (cytoplasmic tail) binding protein 2 (gene cd2bp2). NCBI's taxonomy places the organism in Eukaryota, Metazoa, Chordata, Actinopteri, Perciformes, Bovichtidae. The transcript is spliced from 7 exons. Gene Ontology annotation, cellular component: U5 snRNP. Bases 100 to 1254 code for a protein of 384 amino acids. Gene Ontology annotation, molecular function: protein binding. The record is from RefSeq and is a predicted model, not a curated record.